This is a messenger RNA of Pomacea canaliculata, 7833 nucleotides long. Its product is annotated as tigger transposable element-derived protein 4-like. The transcript has a single exon. The coding region runs from base 547 to 2079 and encodes 510 amino acids. NCBI's taxonomy places the organism in Eukaryota, Metazoa, Mollusca, Gastropoda, Architaenioglossa, Ampullariidae. Gene Ontology annotation, molecular function: DNA binding. Gene Ontology annotation, cellular component: nucleus. The record is from RefSeq and is a predicted model, not a curated record.
CUGUUAAAAGGCACAAGUUGUAAAAUUCCGCGCAGUGCUCAAUUACUAUACUGUACGGUAGUGUGGGUCAUCGCAGUUAGGUGGGAUGGAACAUAGAACGCACACAGGGAGGGUUGAGGAUGGCGAUGUGGGGUGGUCACUGGCCGGGUGACGACCCUGGGACAGAGGGAGAGCGGGAGGGGGUCGACUAGUGACAGGAUGCAGGUGCGCGGAUGUGUUGGGAGGGAUGGAGGAUGAAGAAGCGAGGGACAAAAUGAGAGAAGACAGCUAUCGCAAAGGUGAGAACACAGUUUCCACCAAGGGCGCGAGUGUGUGAGAUCGAGUUUCGCCACAGCCAGCACCAUCGACUGGCUUUAUUGUAGUCAAAGCGAUUUAGAACCCACGAAAGUGUUGUGUUGUGGAAAGAUCGAGGGAAGAGCACCGCAUCUUACCCUGUUACAAUUACACUCACGUUCCAGAGGUGAACCGACGAACUACAGCCCAGCUGCGCACAACACAACUCAAUACGUACACGCAUAGUCAGACUCUGUCAACGUCAAGCACGCGAUGUCAGCUCAGAAACGCAAGCGAACCGACUUUACGCUGAAGGAGAAAAAGGAGAUCAUCGAUGCCGCGAAAAAUGAGCCGAAUCAGUCGAAGUUGGCCAGGGAGAUAAGCAAGAAAUGGGGCGUCGAAGUUAAGAGAACCACUGUGAAGGGCAUUCUCAGCAAGAAGGAUGCAAUCGAGGCUGCAAUCAAAGUUGGUGUUCCAUCGAAACGCAUGAAGUUGAAGCAGGCUCAUGACCCGAAGCUUGAUGAGGGAGUGCUCAUGUGGCUGAAGCAAGCAAGAGGACAGAAUCUGCCUAUCAGCGGCGGUCUUAUCAAGGAGAAGGCGAUGAAACUGGCCGAGCUGAUGCACAUUCCGGACUUCAUGGCAAGCGACGGUUGGUUGGACAAGUUCAAGAAGCGCCACGGCAUCACGUUCAAGACAGUGCAGGGCGAAGCUGGAGCGGUGGAUUCGCAAUCCCUUCUUGAGUGGCAACAACAGGUUCUCCGACCCUUACUAAGGCAGUUCUCUGCAGACGACGUCUUCAACCUGGACGAGACUGGACUCUUCUGGCAGCUGCUUCCGAACAAGACCAUGGCUUUCAGGGGAGAGAAGUGUACAGGAGGAAAGAAAAGCAAGCAAAGGGUCACUCUUCUGGUUGGGACAAACAUGAGCGGUAGCGAGAAGUUCCCUCUUCUGGUGAUCGGCAGUUCCAAGAGACCCCGUGCCUUCAAGAACAAGGAGAUCCCGGUCGAGUACAAGGCCAACUCGAAGGCAUGGAUGACGGCUAAGCUUUUCGAGGAGACGUUGCGUGCAUGGGACGGACGACUCAGUCAGCAGGGACGCAGAGUGCUUGUUUGUCUCGAUAACUUCUCUGGCCACCCUACCGACCUCCAGCUGAACAACAUCCAACUGGUCUUUUUCCCACCAAACACGACAGCCAAUUCGCAACCAAUGGAUCAAGGAAUCAUAGAGAACCUCAAGCGCCACUACAAGAAGCUCCUGCUAAGCCGCCGACUUGAGGCCAUGGAAGAGGGAAAGGAGUUCAAGUUCACGUUGCUCGACGCUCUACACAUCGCCCGGUGUGCUUGGGAGCAGGUCGGCAAGUCGACGAUCAGGAACUGUUUCGUGAAGGCCAAAUUCAUCGAAGAGGAGAUUCAAACUGAGGCACAGGAUGUAGAGCUGCUCGAGAUCUGGGAAACUCUGCCUGCCGAGGAAAAGAUGCACGAGAACGAGGAGAUCGAGCUGUCUGACUUUCUCAAAGCAGACGAGCGCCUCGCAACUGGCGGGUCUUUCACGAUGGAGGAGAUUGCGGAGGAGAUGCUGUGCAGUGAGGAGCCGGUGGAAAGCGAAGAGGACGAGAUCGAGGAGGAAAUUGUUCCGAUCGAGGAAGCCCAGCGCGCUUGGAGCACCGUCCGGAAGUUCUUACAACAGAGAAGCUGGAAGCCCGAUGUGAUGCAAGCGUGCGAUCGACUAGACAACUUGAUAUACGAGAUCCGCCGAAAGAACAUGCGCCAGCCGACGAUUCGUGAGAGCUUUGGACUGAGCAAAUAAAGCCGUUUUUACGAACCCUCCGUAUUAUGCCACUCUCGCUACUAUGCCACUUUUGCUCGGUCCCGGUAGGUGGCAUAGUAGAGAGAUUUGACUGUAUUCCAGUUCCCUAAAAUGGACAAUCCACACACUCUAGUCCGCUACUGAUCCUUUCUCCCAACCGUCUCUGUAUCCACACGUACAGUUUCUCAGCUCCUCCGUUUUCACGUCCGUUUCGCUCUCCAUAAAUUCCUCACUCCCUCUCCCCUCUAAAACUACGUCAUAAAAAUGACGCCAUAAAACUACGUCAUAAAAAAUGACGUCGGGUUCUGGCGCAAAACCACGACGCAGUAAAACCACUCAUAUACUGACUGGUAAGGGCGAUAAUCUCUGAAAUCUCUAAACAAAAGACAGGGGUAACAACCCCCUGUUCCUAACAAACCACAGGGCGCAUUCUGAGGUAUCGGGUUCAUGGUGAGAGCUAACUUGACCUCUCUUUCAAACUCGUCGACACACUGAGUUGGUCCGCCAGAUAACUUCUGACAGCAGAAUAGCUGGUAUGUUCGUAGAGCAUAAACCCUGUCAGGACUGGUGAACUUACUCCUACAUUAAAAUGGAUAACAAACAGGUGAAGUUUAUGCAGUGGAACUGCAGGGCGCUAAAUAGUAAUAAACACGACUAUUAAACUUCAUUAAAAGUAAUCUUUGUUGUCUUGGAUGGGAACCUGUCUUGGUCGGUGGUCGUUGUCUCUUCAGUUUUUAUCUGGUGUUCUACGUUGUGGUCAUUUACUGGCUCUGAUGCUGCGUCAUCUAUGGGCUGUGAGGCUGGAACAGGUUCUUCUAAUGGGGUAACUGUUUGGGGGGCUGAUGGGAGCGAGUUUUGUUGUUUCUUCAUGAGCUCAUUAGUGGGUGCUGUUCCCUUUCUAGUCCAGUACCUUUCUUUUGAUGAGUUCAGUGUGUCCCUGUACGACAUUUGGCCGGUCACGAUGAUCUGGCUGGCUAGCCUAUGGAUAACCCUGCAGGGGCAGCCUCCGUACCGAGCACUGUGGCCAGUGGUGCCACAAUUUAUGCAGGCAAAGUCCUUAAUGUCUUGGAUUGAGCAGGCUCUGGUGUCAUGUUCUUCGCCGCAUCGCCCACAGACUUGAGCCUUGAGCUUACAGUUGGUUGCAACAUGUCCAAACCCGUUAUAGUUGUAACACUGUCGUUCAGUUUGAUAAAACUGCUCUACACUGUAUGUCUGAUACCCUAUUUUGACUGACGUAGGCGUCUUGCUAUCUUUGAACUUGAGGAGGAUCGCCUUACUUGGGGUAGUUUUAUUGUCUUUAGUUCUGAAAUUAAAUCUUUUAAGCGCUCUUACUUUUGGGCCUUUGUUAUCUGCUAAUAACUGGUUUAUUUCUUCCAGGCUUUCGUCUAAUGGAAUGUUCUUAACUACACCUAACCCCUUUUUUUUUUGGUCUGUCUUUACAGGUAUGUUUUAUCCUGGUGGAUAGCAUGUUACUGCUAAACCUAGAAAGGAUUUGAGAUUUGCUGCUUCUAGUUGCUGGUUUUUAUUUGAGCAGCCAAUGAUUUGUUUGUUCUAAUAUUUGGCCAUAUUUCAACAACCUCACCUAGUUUGCUUUUAACCUCCGUGGUUAAUUUUGCAGGGCCGGCUGUUGCAGUCGCCCUGUUUUCCUUCUGUACAAUGUCCAGUUCUCAGGUACCAAGCUAUUCAUGAACUCACUGCAGCCACCGCCUGUAACGCCGACGUAGCCAUCUUUACACACACAUCGUCCACCGCUGGCUGCAGGGCAAAGUGCAUUUUCAUCUUCACAGUUAGCUUCUAGUUGCUGGUUUUUAUUUGAGCAGCCAAUGAUUUGUUUGUUCUAAUAUUUGGCCAUAUUUCAACAACCUCACCUAGUUUGCUUUUAACCUCCGUGGUUAAUAUUUAACCUCCGUGGUUAAUUUUGCAGGGCCGGCUGUUGCAGUCGCCCUGUUUUCCUUCUGUACAAUGUCCAGUUCUCAGGUACCAAGCUAUUCAUGAACUCACUGCAGCCACCGCCUGUAACGCCGACGUAGCCAUCUUUACACACACAUCGUCCACCGCUGGCUGCAGGGUAAAGUGCAUUUUCAUCUUCACAGUUAGCUUUGGUGUUCGGAGCGGUAGCUUCACAAGUUGCUCCAAUAGUAUUUGCAGCAACUGAAACAUCGAAUUUCGAGUAAAAUCUUUUCUUGUUUUUCCUCGGGACUCUCCUUAUCCUCCUUUAUUUGUGGAUUUGAGAUUUGCUGCUUCUAGUUGCUGGUUUUUAUUUGAGCAGCCAAUGAUUUGUUUGUUCUAAUAUUUGGCCAUAUUUCAACAACCUCACCUAGUUUGCUUUUAACCUCCGUGGUUAAUUUUGCAGGGCCGGCUGUUGCAGUCGCCCUGUUUUCCUUCUGUACAGGAGCAAUUAUUAUGGGGAACCGUAGCUGGGGUGCGUUCCCUUGUCUCUCUUUGGGAGAUGUUUUGGGGAGAAGUUUCUUUUUCCGAGUCUGUAUCAAGGUCGUCUUCUUCUACGUUGUUUUCAAACUUUGGUCGGUCAGUCACAGUUGAUAGUGAGUCGUUGCUCGUCUCGCUGACAAUAAAGUCGUCUUCGAACCCCAUAUUUUUUUGGACAAACUUCUAGUUAUAAUUUUAUCACUAGGUUUAUCUGUCCCUCUUUUGGUUUGCUGAGGGUGGUCCCCAUUGCAAACACGUGUUUGGGAGUACUAUUGGACUUUUGAUUAUGAUUUGAGACAUUAAUUUACCCUGAAAUUUACUUCUUUUUUUUUUUCCAGGUAAGUAAAAGUAAUUAUGGACUGAACGUUAGAAAGCAGAACAGAAGACAGAAGGUAGAGGUGGAGAUUUACACCUGUCAUUAAUAUUGAAUUUCCUCAGCUGGCGCUGAACUCCUCUCCUUCUCUUUUGCUUAGCCAGUUGCACCUGGAAAAAAGUCCAAGAAAAUAUUCAAAAGCUAAGAUAAGAUAACUUUAUUGUCCAGAAGGAGAUGUGUCUUCCAGCAUGCAAGUAGUCAGAGAGAAAAUCAAAAACAUCAACAAUAACAUCAGCAAUGGCAGAAGUGAGCACACACACACACCCACACACACACAUGCCCGCAUCAAAAGGACAAUACACCAGUUUCCAUGAAUACAUAAUAACAGUGAUAACAGAGAUGGGAUUACGUCAUCCCCCUUGUGUGUAACACGUCAGGUUCGGUCUACUAGUCGCUUAUAGUUUUUUCUUUGUUGAGAGCAGAGAUGGCCGAUGGAAUGAAUGAGCUUCUGUAAACGUUCUUUUUCGCAAGAGGGGCCCUCAAUCUCCGUCCUGAGGGCAUAGGCUCGAAGCGGGGGGUUGAGUGGAUGGGUGGGGUCAAGCAUGAUUUGUUUUGCUUUCCGGACAAGGGCUGGAUCGUACAGGUGGGAAAGGGUCAGCUGUUGUGAGCGUACGAUUUUGCUGGCUGUGUUUUAUGACGCGCCUCAGUUUAUUCUUGUUUGUCACGCUUGUCUGGCCAUACCAAGAGACAAUAUUGAAUGUAAUUACGCUUUCUACCAGCGCACGAUAGACAUCUCCCAAAAUGUGUUCGCUUACAUUAAAAAAGCAGCACAAACAAGCACACUGCAUGACAUUUACAUGAACACUAUUGUGGAAAUGAACCCUAACAAAACUAUCAACUAAGAUGACUGAGCAAUUGGUAUGAGAAAAUAGUAGUAAGAAACUAAAAUACUAGCAAGCUGCAAGUUGCCCUCAUGUUGAGCAUCCUUGACCAUUUUGUUUUGAGUGUGAACAGAAAUUUUGCAUACAGCAUAUAAUAAAGCGCACGAUCAACAAAAACACUCUGGCUACUAAUAAGCAAAUAAAUAAGAAUUGACUAUUAAAUUAAGCCCGUAGUGUUGCAUCAGUUUCCAGAUGGUUUCUCUGUCUACAGAGUCAAAAGCCUUCUCAAAAUCCACAAAAGUUAUGUAGAGUGGCGACUGCCAUUCGAUGGACUGUUCAAUAAAAUUUCGUAGUGUAGCAAUUUGGUCUGUGCGUGAUUUACCCUGCCCAAAGUCUGCCUGUUCUUGCCUCAGUCUCUUGUCUAGGGCAUUCUUCAAAAGGCCUGGUCCCAACUGUUUUGUGUCUCAGGGUUUUUUCCGCACAGACAUCGCUCUGCGUGCUUCUUAUUUUGAUGCAGGGAAUUUAAUGAAAUCAUUUAUAUGUGCAGAAAAAUGUAUAUUAUGCACAAGCGAUAACCAGUGACACCGUAGAUAUGUUAAUUCCAAAAGUGUCACUGAUCACGAUCUGGAAGAACUCUGCAGCAUCAGAUCUCAGUUUUGCUGUCAGCUGUAUGAUAGGUGACAAAAUACCUUUUCGCGGCAGUGGGUGGUCAAUGACAUCUUGUAUUAACUCGCACAGAUACAAGAUAUCGGCUCACUGGAAAAGAAACCAUGCAUACAACUCGUCGUCAUCGUAUAUAGUUUUAGUUUAUUCCUUGUUGUUCCCUUGUGCAGCAUAGGGCCGCAAAAGCAUAGCAUUGGAUGAUGGUGAUUUUCCUUUCUUUGGCAUUUAAUCUUGCUGACAUGAGCCGUGGUGAGACUGGUUUCCAGGCCACCAGUGCCUUUGUUGACAGCAGUGCUACUCGCCUGGGUAUGAUUGUGGUCCAGGUAUUUAUGGCCAGAGUAAAUAAGGGUUUCUCCUGAUGUUAGUCUGGUCUGGCCACUUCCAUUCCAUCUGGUUUCGCAUAACCCAAGAACCAUGAUGAUGUAUUUUCUCAUUUUGCUUGCCACUUAAGCUGACUUGCCACUUUUGUAGAGGGUUCUGAUGUUCCAGAUUCCUGUCCUGGGUUUUGGCUUGGUUGUUAAAAGUUAAGUUGGCGAGCUGACUUCCCUAAGGCUUGCGUCAUAAGCUCUGCUAGAGAAGAAUCUUUCUGACCAGGCUCCUAUUGGGAUACUGUUGUGGUUUCUGUAACAGCUUUUGUUUUUACAUGAGAGGGUUGCUAGCCCAAAGCAAACCCCCAACCUGAAGGGCCAGGGUGCAAUAUUUUAGUCUGGACUGUUCCCUGACAGACCUGUUUGGCUUGGUUAAACCUGCACAGGGCUCCUCCCGACUUAGCUCUGUGGAUCGACAAGGCGCGCAAGCCACCACACCACUAUGAGGUAAGUGGCACCAGCUGGUGGUGGGUCAAAUUCAUAUACCACUUUUAAAAAAAAACUCAAAACGGGAACUUACAGUCGGCAUCCAUAAUUUCCCACCAUCAUUAGUACAGGUACAAAUGUGCCAAGAGGUUAUUUAGAUAAAUGAAAACACCAGCGGCACUGAAUGCGGAUAAGUAAUCUCAAAUGCCGGGUUCAGAAAUAUCGCUGGUAAACCCAAGUCUUCAGCACAUUUGGCCAAUUUCACCAAAGUUUCUUUCCUGUAAUUAUUUGAAGUGAUUUCAUGCAUCUGUAGGUAUUGUUUCAGAGCUGGAAGAUUUUCAAAACUUUUGCUGCUAAUGGUGCUGUAUGAAAAGCCAUGUUGUUUUGCCCACACUAGAGAAUGCAACUCCGAAAAGGCCAAGAGUGAUAAGCUGAGGAAAAAGUCUAUUAGGAUAGUCCUACCUCACAGAGAUAACAGAGCAUGUUACUGCCUUAUCAUCCUUGCAAUCGGAAUCUACAUCUGCAUGUGCUUCUUGUCUUGCUCAAAUAAUUCCUCUGAACUUAUUGUGUACGUGGUCUUGACAUUAACGUGACUACUCACUUACACAAGAAACUUGUUAUUAAACAUGCAUAACUUAACACAAAAUACAUAUAAUUGGACAACAAAAAAAAUUUA